Molecule: messenger RNA, 966 nt
Organism: Aureococcus anophagefferens
Lineage: Eukaryota; Pelagophyceae; Pelagomonadales; Pelagomonadaceae
Exons: 2
Coding region: 1-966 (321 amino acids)
Source: RefSeq, a predicted model, not a curated record
AUGAGCAAGAAGUACCGGGACGCGCCCUUGACGAACAUCCCCGGCCCCCGGACGACCGCGGGACAAAGUUAUUUCAGGGUCGAAUACCUCGCGAACCCGAACAAUUAUCUACUAUCGCGUCUCCAAAAAAUCUUCCAACGCAUGACGGCGAGCGCCGCGGACCGCACGGACGACAACGGCGUCAAGGGCGUCCGCCGUGUGACCUUCGACGAGGUCGUGGCGAAGACGGUGGAGCAACUCUGCAUGUGCCCGGCGGGCGUUCCAGGGGCGUCGAACCUCAUGCAGGCGUCGCCGGACCGGCCGGACGAGGGGAACGUCGACUACGCGAUGGACACGUUCCUCAUCGUCUGGCUCGGCGUCAACGGCAGCAUCAUCUCCGCCUGGGGCAAGGCGACGGCCUACAUGUUCGACGUGCUGUGCGGCGUCAGCGACGUCGUCGUCCCCGUGCUCGGGGACAUGCCCGCGCCCGCGCCGAAGCGCACCCCGGCGGCGUACCGCGACCUCGCGCGGAUGCUCCGGGAGGGCACCUUCCCGCCGCCCCCGGCGGCCCAGAAGCCGAAGCGCCUCCGCGUCGACGAGCCCUCGGCGCCGCCGGCCCAGGCCGCGGCGUCCGGGCCCGCCGUCGAGUCGCCCGCGGCGCCCGCCGUCGACGUCGCGGCGACCGUCGCGGCGACCGUCGUGGCGACGCCGCCGCCCGCCGGCGGCCCGCCGGUCGUCGUCGCGCCGAGCCCGGAUGAGCGCCACAAGAAUGCGCGGGCGGCGCUGUCGCAGAAUCGCUCCGAGAGCCACGCGCUCGCGAUCAAGACCCGCGAUCUCGAGAACCAGCUCGCGGAGCUCAAGGCCAAGAUGGACCGGCUCGACGUGGAGAAGCCGGCGCUCGAGUGCGAGCUCAAGGCCGCCGCGAAGGCGGCGGGCCGCACGCACGGCGCGAUGGACGCGUUCCUCGGGAAGCGCAAGGCCGACUGA